Messenger RNA from Scheffersomyces coipomensis, 1676 nucleotides. RefSeq names its product acylglycerol lipase. Lineage: Eukaryota; Fungi; Ascomycota; Pichiomycetes; Serinales; Debaryomycetaceae. Gene Ontology annotation, cellular component: membrane. The transcript has a single exon. The coding region runs from base 473 to 1366 and encodes 297 amino acids. The record is from RefSeq and is a predicted model, not a curated record. Gene Ontology annotation, molecular function: monoacylglycerol lipase activity.
UAAUAAUUGCAAAAAAAAGUGAAAAAUUAUAACAAUGACUACCACCACUACCAAGAAAAUACCCAACACUUAACAAUGGAAAGAAAGGAUGUACCCUCACUAUUGGAUAGAUAAAGUUAUAAUAUCCCUAUGUAGUAUAUAAUCUACCGAUAACUUUAAAUAAUGCCGAUUUAACCCAGAUCGAUCCAUAAUUUAAGUCGCGUUUUAUGAUAUGGAGACUUUUUCACUUUUUUUUCCCUUUCCGUUUGUGGCAAUUUUUGCCUAUUUUUGUUUGGCACCACUGUUUCCCCAACUAUUUAUAACAUAUGAUAAUUAGCAAUUCCUGAAUUUGUCAUAUAUAUAUAUAUGUAUAGAUAGUUAGUUACAAACAUAGAUAUAUCAACUAUAGUAGUAUUCUAUUGUCACCACUACAUAUCAUUACUAUCUUAAUUACAAUUUUCAACUACUUCAUUCAUUCACUAACUAAUUAAUCAUGGUAGAAAUAGAACCUCCAUAUAAAGCCAUUAAUACUCCAAUAUCUGCUACCAUCAAUUAUAAAGGAGCUGAUUUCAAAGCUCAAACUUGGAAAGUUCCUGAAGGUACUCCCUUAAAGGGAAAGAUUGUUUAUGUUCAUGGAUUUGCUGAACUGUCUGGUUUAUACGUUAAAUUGUUUGAUCAAUUAAGUACCUAUGGUUAUCAAGUAUUUUUCUUUUCUCAAAGAGGAGCUCCAGAAACAAGUCCAGGUAAACAACUUGGAGUUACAAAUGAGACUCUUAUAUUUGAUGAUUUAGAUUAUUUUAUUAAAUAUAAUUUAGAUCAAUCUCCCAAAUCUGAUAAAUUAUUCCUUUUAGGUCAUUCAAUGGGAGGUGGAAUUAUUUUAAAUUAUGCUAUUAAAGGUACUUAUCGUAAUCAAAUUAAUGGAAUUGUUUGUUCAGGUCCAUUAGUUUUACUUCAUCCAACUACUCAACCAAAUAUAAUCGUUAGAACUUUUGCUGGUUAUAUUAAUUAUUUAGUUCCUCAUUUAAAAGUUGAUUCAAAAUUAAAUCAUGAUUUAUUAACAAGUGAUGAAGAUUGGAAACAAUAUAUUAUUAAACAUGAUAAAAAACUUAUUGGUACCGUUAGACAAUUUCAUCAUAUGUUUCAAAGAGGUGAAAAAUUAUUAGAUAAAAGUUAUACCAAGAAUUUUAAUACACCAGUUUUGGUUUUUCAUGGUGAAAUAGAUGAAAUUAAUGAUCCAGUGGGAACCAAGAAAUUCUUUGAAACUCUUGAUUAUAAGGAUAGUGAAUUUGUUCCUGUUAAAGGAGCAAGACAUUCAUUAUUUAUUGAAAGUGAACCCAUUUAUAAAGAUAUCUACGGUAAACUUACUCAAUUCUUAGACUCCCAUUAGAAAAACUUUAGUUACUUAAAAUUCUAUUUACUUCCUUUUUAUUAUUCUAUUUUCUCUUGGUUCUUUGAUAUAGAACCGUUUAGACUUCUGUUAGAUUUGUUUCAUAUAGUUUAAUUAUAUAGUUGUUACUCAUAACCUUGCUUAAUGUUAUACGUACCAUCUUGACACAAAUUAAGCCUGGUGCAUUUACGUUAAUUGUAAUUGUAAAUUAAAUAAUUUUUUUUAUAUUUCCCUGUUCACGUGACCUCGGACAUCAAAAUCCAUGCCUCUCUCCCACCCCCAAACAAAACAAAAUGGAUAAAAGAAGUAU